Molecule: messenger RNA, 1341 nt
Organism: Naegleria fowleri
Lineage: Eukaryota; Heterolobosea; Eutetramitea; Acrasida; Naegleriidae
Exons: 2
Coding region: 1-1341 (446 amino acids)
Source: RefSeq, a predicted model, not a curated record
AUGGUUGGUCAUGGUGAACCAUCGGAAAAGCUUAUCGUGAUUCCUUGUUGGCUUAUUCCGAAUUUAUCGGAAACACAACUGUUAGACACUUUUGGAUUGAUCAACACGGUACGAUAUAUUGGAGAAGAGGAAGGAAUCUUGAAAUUUAUUCUUGUAUUAACCAAUGAUCAUCAGGAUGUUUAUGUAGCUUUAUGUGUUCGUUCAGAUUCGAAAAAUCCAGUUUUACUUUUUGUUGAAAGUCUUCCCUAUUUUCUGGAAGUACUUGCAGUCAAUGAAUUGAACACAAUGCUUGAAACCAAACAACGAGUGGAGGGUUUUCGUGCAAAUCGACAAUUUUCUCUUCAAAUAUUGUUUGAAUCUGGCAAAAUAUCAUUGCCAAAUGUUCCAUACCUCUCACAAGCGAAACGGAUACUUCUUUAUAUAAAUCGACGCCCUUUUUAUGCCAAAGAAAUCAGAGAGAGAGUUCAUUUGGAAGAAGGAGAUGAUAAUAAUCCUAAUAACUUUGGCACAGUAAUAAUUGGAAAUUACAUUGAAAGUAGCUCUAUAUGUUCGGAUCAAAAUGCAUCAUUGUCACAUCAAGAUCCUCCUCCUUCUCCAAACAAAAAAAUUUUCUUUAAUAUUUACAUUACUAACAAGAAAUUCGUUAAAAAGAAAGUACACCAAAAACCAAACCAAACAUAUAUUCACACCAUCCAAAAUAAUCACACGAAUUACAAUCCAAGCAAGACACAAGAUGAGAUUAGAACAACGCUGAAAAAGUUGAAAUUUUAUUUAAUUGAAGAACAAGCAAGACAAAAACUCAAUGGUAAUAGCUCAGCUCCAAUUCCUGUAUGGACGAACACACACGACAAGCAUUGUUUAUUUUUAAAUGAAAAUAUGUUUUGCUUUAGUGAUGCUCAUACUACUACGUCUGAGCUUUGGUUGUGCUUGAAUCCGAACGAAGAAUAUCAAUUUAAAAUUUAUGAUGCAAAAAUUUUGAAUGCCCAACGGUUGACGAAUCGUCGUGUAUGUCAACUUAAAAUUCAAUUCAAACAAAGUGCGCAACCAGUAAGGAAAUUCAUCUUUGAAGUGACGGAACUCUCCACCAAGAAAUCAGCUCAGAUUUGGUUGUACAGAGUGAAUACACCCUUGACGCCAUUACUUGAAUCGUUGAUGAAUUAUAGCAUUCUCAAGGGUGAGAAAGCAUGUGAAAUGUUCAAACCUUUGAAAUUCAAAACUGCAUCCAUGAAAGAAUUUGAACAAUUUUCACAAAAAUUUAACACUGCCAGUGAAUGUGAGUUGGAUGAAACGAUGAUUCAUUCGAUUCUGAAAAAGAUGCUAAUAUUUUGCAGUGUUGGUUAA